CACCAAAAAUAUUCACCACUACACCUACUUCAAGACUUCAAGAUGUUGAACUGUGGACCUUUUACAUAAUUACUAGCCUAUAUUCUGUGAAUUAAUCUGUUGAUAGUUCAUACAAUGUAAAUUUUGGUAUCAAAGUCCGAUUUCAGAAGUUCACCGUUUUUGGAAUCUAGCAGUAAUUGAAUAGCUAAUUGAAUAUGUCGUCGGUGAAAGUAGCUGUGCGGGUUCGUCCCUUCAACAACAGGGAGAUAUGCCGCGAGAGCAAGUGUAUCAUCGAGAUGUCUGGAUACACAACUUGUAAGUAUUUCAAAUUUGUUGCAAGUUUUUCAUAUUAUUUGUACAUUGUUCUAUCCAUCAAUCAGUUCAGUCAAUUCUUAAAUAAAGGGGGGGUGAUGCUUGGAAGACUAGAAAGGUGGGUGAACGUAAAUAGAGUGUUAUGUGAGUAUCAGGCAGGCUUUCGAAAGGGAUAUUCGACUGCUGACAAUAUUUUCAACCUUUAUUUUUCAAUUAAUAAAUUUCAAUUUUCAGGCUACAACGUGUGUAUUUUCGCGUAUGGCCAGACGGGCGCAGGCAAAUCGUAUACAAUGAUGGGUCGACAGGAGGAGAAAGGCCAGGAAGGCAUCAUCCCGCAAAUAUGUCGCGAUCUCUUCGAUAGGAUACGAAACACCACCAAUGAAGAACUCAAGUAUUCAGUCGAGGUGAGCUACAUGGAGAUCUACUGUGAGCGAGUGAGAGAUCUACUGAAUCCGAAGAACAAGGGCAAUCUGCGAGUGAGAGAGCACCCACUGUUGGGGCCUUAUGUCGAGGAUUUGUCCAAGCUGGCAGUCACAUCCUAUCAUGACAUUCAUGAUCUAAUCGACGAGGGAAAUAAGGCCAGGACGGUAGCAGCGACAAACAUGAACGAGACGUCGAGCCGCUCGCACGCGGUGUUCACAAUCUUCUUCACGCAGAAGCGCUUCGACAAGCUGACCGAACUGUCAACGGAGAAGGUGAGCAAGAUAUCGCUGGUCGACCUGGCCGGCUCCGAGAGGGCGGACUCCACCGGCGCCAAGGGCACCCGGCUCAAGGAGGGCGCCAACAUCAACAAGAGUCUCACCACCCUCGGCAAGGUUAUCUCUGCAUUGGCCGAAAUUUCUGUAUCGACAUCAAAGAAAAAGAAGAAAGAGAACUUCAUCCCGUAUCGUGAUUCGGUUUUGACGUGGCUGUUGCGAGAGAACCUCGGUGGCAAUUCGAAAACCGCUAUGAUUGCCGCCAUUAGUCCGGCUGACAUCAACUAUGACGAAACUCUGUCAACCUUGAGAUAUGCCGACAGAGCAAAACAGAUUGUCUGCAAGGCUAUUGUCAAUGAGGACGCCAAUGCUAAGCUGAUCAGAGAGCUGAAGGAAGAAAUUCAAAGGCUGCGUGAUCUGUUGAAAUCCGAAGGAAUUGAAGUUCAAGAAGGGCCGGAAGGUAAACUAAUUUGCGAAAAGAGUAAAGAGACAGACAAUAGAGAUGACGGUGUAAAAGUGGUGAAAAAUGAGAACAAUGGAAUGUGCAAGCAAACCGCUGCUGAAGAAACUCUAGACGAACUGCAGGCCAGCGAGAAACUUAUUGCUGAGUUGAACGAAACAUGGGAGGACAAACUGAAGCGCACGGAACAGAUCAGGGUGCAGCGGGAGGCGGUGUUUGCCGAAAUGGGUCUGGCUGUCAAGGAAGACGGCAUCACUGUCGGCGUGUUUUCGCCAAAAAAGACGCCGCACCUGGUGAACCUGAACGAGGACCCGUUCAUGUCGGAGUGCCUGAUCUACUACAUCAAGGACGGCGUGACGCGGGUGGGCAGCAAGCGGAGCGGCGACGGCGACUCGAACGUGACGCAAGACGUGACGCUGAGCGGGUCGCACAUCAGCAGUCAGCACUGUGUCUUCGAGAACCGUGACAACGUGAUCACGCUGGUGCCCAACCAGGGUGCUCUGUGCUACGUGAACGGCAGGCAGAUCACGCAGCCCACCGUGCUCAAGACGGGGUCACGUGUCAUUCUGGGCAAAAAUCACGUGUUUCGGUUCAACCAUCCCGAACAAGCUCGUGAACACAGGGAGAACAAGAUAAACGCUUCAGAAAACAAGGAGAAACUUGGAGUAUCUGAAGAGUCUGAGAAGACGUCGCCGGCCGAGACGCCCAACAACUGCGAGAGUGUCGAUUGGAAUUUCGCCAAAACCGAGUUGCUCGAGAAACAGGGCAUCGAUCUCAAACAGGAAAUGAAGUCUCGGCUGAACGCCCUCGAGGAGCAGUACAAGAAAGAGAAGGAAACAGCCGAUCAAAUGUUCGAGGAACAGAGAAAGGCCUCUGGCCUCUCACAAAAAAUAAGGAAACGAACCAUUGGACAGGUUUUUGGGACCACCAAGUUCAUGAAAAAAUUACCUUUGAACCCGUUGUUCGAGGCGACGUGCAACUGGGGCGAGAAGGAGUACCAGCUGGCUGCGUGGGGAUGGCGCAAGUGGAAGUACCACCAGUUCACAUCUCUCCGCGACGACCUCUGGGGCAACGCCAUCUUCCUCAAGGAGGCCAAUGCCAUCAGUGUCGAACUCAAGAAGAAGGUGCAAUUCCAGUUCACACUGCUGACGGACACACUCUACUCGCCGCUGCCGGCCGACCUGGCCCUGCCGGCCGAUGGGGAAAGCAGUCUGGAUGUGGACCGGCCUUUCCCGCGCACCAUUGUGGCUGUAGAAGUGCUCGACACCAAGAACGGCGCCACACACUAUUGGUCGCUCGACAAGCUCAGACACCGGCUGGAACUGAUGCGACAAAUCUAUAACGAAGACGUAGAAAGUCCGCAGACGCCGGAGAUAUUAGGGGAAGACUUUUUGCAAUGUCUGUCCAUUUGCUCUAAUAACACCAGCCGAUUCACCUUGGCUAGGCUUAUGCCCUCAAGACAAAGACUGGAGCUGAUGAGAGAGAUGUACCACAACGAGGCUGAGCUGUCACCCACCUCGCCAGACUACAACAUCGAGUCUCUGACAGGUGGUGACCCCUUCUAUGAUCGCUUUCCGUGGUUCCGUAUGGUUGGCAGGUCAUUCAUCUAUCUGAGCAAUCUAAUGUACCCUGUGCGGUUGAUUCACAAAGUGGCCAUAGUCAACGAGAAGGGAGAUGUGAAGGGCUACUUACGAGUGGCCGUACAAGCGGUUGGUGAUGACGAGAAUGGUGGCGAACACAUGAGCGGAGUGCGGCAGUCGGCGAAGAUCCAGUUUGAUGACGAGCACUGGCUGCACAUCAACCAGAGAAAGAAAGCCAAUAAUGCCAAUGCAUUGGAAGGAGACAAGGUGGCUGCUGAGGGACAGUGCAACGGCUUCAACGACAAGGGUCAAGACGUUGAUCAAGACGAUGACUCGGGUCGGGGAGACUCAGAGGAGGGGUCGAAGGAGGAGGGAGGCGGAACAGAGGAGGGUGGAGCAGAGAAGGGAGGGUUGGAGCCGGAGACUCUGCCUUUCCAUUUGGCGGUGGGUCAUGAGUUCACGUUCAGAGUCACUGUGCUGCAGGCUGUUGGAAUAUCCACUGAGUACGCCGACAUAUUCUGCCAGUUCAACUUUUUACACCGACAUGACGAGGCUUUCUCCACUGAACCAGUCAAGAAUACAGGAAAAAAUCCCCUGGGCUUCUACCACGUUCAAAAUAUUACUGUGACAGUGACAAAAUCAUUCAUUGAGUACAUAAAGACGCAGCCGAUUGUGUUUGAGAUUUUCGGCCAUUACCAACAGCAUCCUCUGCACAAAGAUGCCAAGCAGGAGAGUGGACAAUGCGUUCGUCAGCCGCCGCGACGCAUGCUGCCGCCGUCGAUACCGAUCUCGCAGCCGGUGCGCUCGCCCAAGUUCGGCGCUCCCUCCCCCUCGCCCUGCACCUCCACCCACGUGCACGCCAAGUACGACGUCCUUGUCUGGUUCGAGAUUUGCGAACUCGCGCCGAACGGCGAGUACGUGCCGGCUGUGGUUGACCACAGCGAGGAGCUGCCGUGUCGCGGUCUCUUCCUGCUGCACCAGGGCAUCCAGCGGCGCAUCCGCAUCACCAUCGUUCACGAGCAGGCCAGCGAGCUCAGGUGGAAGGAUAUCCGCGAAUUGGUUGUCGGUCGCAUCCGCAACACACCGGAACCGGAAGAGGAGGACAACGACAGUUCGGUGCUGUCACUGGGCCUGUUUCCGGGCGAGAUGGUAGAGAUCCCGGGAGACGAUCGGUGCAUGUUCCGCUUCGAGGCAGCCUGGGACUCCUCCCUGCACAACUCACCCCUCCUCAACCGCGUCUCCUCCUACGGGGAGCACAUCUAUCUCACCAUUUCCGCUUACCUCGAGUUGGAGAACUGCGGCCGGCCGGCGAUCGUGACGAAAGACCUGUCGAUGAUCAUCUACGGCCGUGACGCUCGCACCGGGCCACGCUCGCUGAAGCACCUGUUCUCGGGCGCCUACCGCAACGCCGAGGCCAACCGCCUCAGUGGUGUCUACGAGCUGCUGCUCAAGCGAGCCUCCGAGUCAGGUAGUCCAGGCGUCCAGCGUCGGCAGCGUCGAGUGCUCGACACAAGUUCGACAUACGUUCGCGGCGAGGAGAACCUGCACGGCUGGCGGCCGCGUGGCGACUCACUGAUCUUCGACCACCAGUGGGAGCUGGAGAAGCUGACCCGGCUCGAGGAGGUGGAGCGCAUCAGGCAUAUGCUGCUGUUGAGGGAGAAACUGGGCAUCGAUAAGACGCCCAUCACUAAGUCCGAAAAGGAGGUAUGCAACAUGGUGGCAAAGGCGAGUACAGGGGGCGGUAGUCCCAUUAAGCGUGCCGCCCCGGCAGCCAUCACCCCCACCCCUACUUCACCACCCUCCAACGACGUCUACGAGCCCUGGCAGAUGAGCGACAGAGAGCGCCAACUCACCACCAAGUGCAUCAAACUCAUACAGGGCCGCAUUCCCACUAAGGACGUGCCCAAGCUUGGAGAUGAGUCACCUGGUGAAGAAAUAACCGACAUGAGUUCCAGUAUGACGUCGAGUAUGACGUCCAUGACAGGACAUGACCUGAUCUCACCAGACCGACUGCCGCCGCGAUCGGCACUGAGCGAGGCGGUGAAUGGGGUCGUCGGUGACUCCAGCUGUGUGAGUCAGCUGACGAAUGGCAGUGCAUCAGCUGACGAGGCGCCACUCAUCCUGUACGUGCCCGAAGUGGAGGAGAUUCGCAUCAGUCCCGUCAUCGCGCGCAAGGGCUUCCUCAACAUUCUUGAGCAGAAGACUAACGGCUGGAAGAAGCGAUGGGUG
Nilaparvata lugens (brown planthopper) is the source of this 5255-nucleotide messenger RNA. It is a transcript of the gene unc-104, whose product is annotated as kinesin-like protein unc-104. Lineage: Eukaryota; Metazoa; Arthropoda; Insecta; Hemiptera; Delphacidae. Gene Ontology annotation, biological process: microtubule-based movement; vesicle-mediated transport; cytoskeleton-dependent intracellular transport. The record is from RefSeq and is a predicted model, not a curated record. Gene Ontology annotation, cellular component: kinesin complex; microtubule. Gene Ontology annotation, molecular function: plus-end-directed microtubule motor activity; ATP binding; ATP hydrolysis activity.